Messenger RNA from Oncorhynchus tshawytscha (Chinook salmon), 4637 nucleotides. It is a transcript of the gene mamdc4, whose product is annotated as MAM domain containing 4. The transcript has 29 exons. Gene Ontology annotation, molecular function: protein binding. The record is from RefSeq and is a predicted model, not a curated record. The coding region runs from base 74 to 3736 and encodes 1220 amino acids. Lineage: Eukaryota; Metazoa; Chordata; Actinopteri; Salmoniformes; Salmonidae. Gene Ontology annotation, cellular component: membrane.
GCUGUUAUCACAGUCUAGUAGGUGCCAGGUGGUGUUCAGACGUCCACAGCUCCAGCAGAAAGAGAAGGGUAACAUGGGAUUUAACAGAGGGAUUUCAGCGCUGGUUUUACUGCUGACGUUUCUCUGGGCGAUUGGCUCACAGACACUUGCAUGCCAGACCCCAGAGCUGAAGUGUGACUUUGUUUGUGACUGUACAGACUGCAGCGAUGAAAACGGCUGUGGCUACAGAGGGAUGGACUUUGUGUGUGACUUUGAGGACCCAGAUGUGUGUGGCUGGCAGGACCAGUCCUUGGAGAAGGCCUACUCCUGGGAGAGGCGUCAGAGAGGGGACACACUGCCAGACAGCGGACCCUCCUCAGACUUCACCAUUGGGACAGCCACCGGUUGGUUUAUGGGAGUGACCGAAGUGAAGGCACAUUCUCCCAGCACUGCAGUGAUGGCAUCUCCAAUGAUGAAACAGUCUUCUCCCUCAUGCCGAAUGCACCUCAGAUACUUCCUCUGGGACGCAGGGUUCACAGGAAUGGGGCCUGCCCCACUGUGGGCAUCUGUGUAUAGGGAGGACAGCACCCUGCAGGCAGUGGUGUGGCGUCCUGAGAGCACCAGCGUGCGUGGCUGGAGGGAGGCAACCGUCUUCCUGGGACGCAUCCCCACUACCUUCCAGAUCCGCCUCCACUCCCAACGCACCGAGGGGCGCCGCGGAGACGUGGCUAUAGACCAGCUGCAGUUCUUCGACUGUGCCCUGCCUUUGCCAGUCCCAGGGGAGUCGUGUGCUGCAGGGUUACUGCAGUGUAACAGGGAGGGCUGUGUGGAGCAGCGUCAGGUCUGUGACGGCACUGAUGACUGUGGUGACAAAACUGAUGAGCAGAAUUGUGGAGGCUACUGGGGCUGUGACUUUGAGGAAGGAGUGUGUAACUGGGACCUGAGGACUGUCUCCACUAGUCUGAAGUGGACAAGGACCAGUCAGGCCAAUAUCUCCACGACAGACCCUUUUAAAGGACCUGGUAGAGACCAUUCCGACAAUACUGCAUCGGGUCACUUCCUGUAUGUCACUGUACCUGAAGGCGGGCUCAAAUCUGAUUGGACAUCCUUUCAAAGCCCUUUACUGGAACCAACCAAUAGUACACAUCCUUGCAAGAUGGUGAUGUACAGCCACCAGUUUGGGCCAAGGUCUGGAGGCCUGUCUGUGCUGGUGGCAGACACUGAGAUCUACCCGGUGUGGCAGAGGGGGGGUGCCCUAGGGGACCUCUGGGUCAAGGCUGAGGUGGAGAUCAUUAGCAACACCACCUUCCAACUUGUGUUUGUGGCUGCGAUCCGAGACAAGGAGUAUGGAGGGGUUGCUAUAGAUAGCAUUAUGAUGUCUCCUAACUGCCGUCUCUCUAAAGGAAAUUUCACAUUAGCAAAUUUCCCCAAACCUCCUGGGCAUCCUUGCACUAGCGAUACCAGUAAGAUCUGUGACUUUCGAGAAGACUGUGCGGAUAAAGAUGACGAGGCCAAGUGCGGGGACUUCUCCUAUGAGAAGGGCAGCUCUGGAUGGACAGACAGCAGCAUUGGAAGCCAGCAGUGGGUGCUGAAUGACACCCCCAAAGACAAGUACCUGUUUUUAGCUAAAGCCCCAGGGCAGCAGUUAACUGAGGCCCAGACACGCACCCCUCUCCUGGGCCCCUCGGGGCCAGCCUGCACCCUCAACUUCUCCUACUCCUUGACCAGCAAGAGCAAUCACACCGGUGAGCUGUCCAUCCGGGUGAUUGACAGUCUGUUGGGCAUUCUGCCCAGGCUGUGGGAGUUCAGUGGGAAAACAGGAUCUGUAGAGGGGGUGUACCAGCAGGCGCAGGUGUACAUCGGAGCCAGGGAUCACCGCUUCCAGAUUGAAUUUGUGGCUCGUGCUAGGAAGUUGUGCCCAUGUGCCAGAAUAUUUGUGAAGGAUGUUCGUUUCAUCAACUGUCACGCUCAGUAUUUCCCAUCCUCUCCCACAGCUCUGUCAUGUAACUUCGAAGAGGGACUGUGUGGCUGGUACCAGGAUCAAACGGACAACUUUGACUGGAGCCUGCUCACAGGGAUGGACCAUUCCAUUGGCGUCGGUAAAAGCCUUGCUGUAGACGUAUGGAGCCCCUUGUUACGGGGUGUGUCUGGCCGUCUGUUAUCGUACCGUCAGCCAGGCACCCCCGGACAUCACUGCCUGUCCUUCUAUUAUAAGCUCUACGGGCCUGAGACAGGUGCACUCAGUGUUAAGUUGCGUGAUGCCUACGGCGGUGAGAGUCUGCUAUGGAGCCGCAGCGGUGCCCAUGGCAACUUCUGGCAUGAGGGACACUGUCCAGUAUCUGAGCAGCUAACUAGCUUCCAGCUGAUAUUUGAAGCAGUGCGCUCCGGCUUUGACGGGCGGGUUGCACUAGAUGACGUGGCGUUUGUGAACGGCCCAUGCACCGUGCCCAAUAAGUGCUCCUUUGAAGGCCAGCAAUGCGGCUACACCAGCACUGGCACUGCCAGCUGGCUCCACACUAACUGGCAGUCCUCCAACACUGGGCCAAAAACAGACCACACACUGGAGACAGUGAUUGGGUACUACAUGAUGGCAGACAGUGAUGUGGAGAUCCUACCACAGGGCAGUGUGGCCACCCUUACAUCCCCUGUGCGAGUAGGCGUGGCACAAACAGAGUGUGUUCACUUCUGGUACCACAUGGGGGGAGAGAAUCCUGGUUUGCUGACUGUGUACAUGAAGCCAGUGAAAGGAGAUAGGGUGAAGAUCUUCUCCAACAACCUGGACCAGGGAGAUGUCUGGCGCCAAGGCAACGGCAACAUCAGCAGCACCAUCACAGACUGGCAGUUGGAGUUUGAGGUGCAGGGAGCGGGUGGCAAAGGCACUCAUGUCUCAGUUGAUGACAUAAUUUUCUCAAGCCAUCCUUGUCAAACACUUGGUACUAAGUGUGACCUGGAGAUAGGAAUGUGUGACUGGACCAACACUCAGAACCCUGAGCUAGACCAGUUGGACUGGGAGCUGACCAGUGCUGAGGCAGAGACCCACUACCCCACCCCAUCCCAUGACCACACCCUUGGGACAGAGAGAGGUCACUUCCUGUUCCUCCCCAGUAGCACCAGGGACACAGCCAAAUACAAGGCCUGGUUGCUGAGUCCUCAUCUGCCCUCCACCAUGGGCACCUGCCUGCGCUUCUGGGUGUACAAACCAGUCUCCCAUGGUAGUCAUCUGAAGGUGUGUAGGCAGUCUGAAGGGAACCUGGAACAAAUGUUGAGUGUGGAAGAGGUGGGAGCAGUUUGGUCACGCUUCAAUGUUGACAUCACUUCUGCUGAAGAGUAUCAGAUUAUAUUUGAGGGUUUCAAAGGAUACGCUGGAGUCUUGGCCCUGGAUGACAUUGACUAUGACAUAGGAUUCAACUGUGCCGGUGAAGCAAAAGACCCACAAACAACCACACCAGAACCAGACAACGCAGGAGGUAUUGCUGCUUCCAUCAUCGUGGUACUGCUGCUGCUGGCCACUCUGGGAGUGUUGCUGUACUACUACCUGCGCACCCAGGACAAAACAAAGGCAAUGACUGGCGGAGCUGUGGAACAAUCAGCUUCUCCUUCCGUUAUCGAAGGCAUUGCCAAUGACAUGUAUGACCCACACCCCACACAGGACCGAAUGACCGUGUCUCCAGUUCCGGCACAACCCAUGGCGGGGGACUUCACUAAUGAAGUACGCUUCUCUGAUUCCUCAGAAUUAGUGAGGAAGGAGAUGGUGUAGAAGGGGAGACUCUGCUGCCUAGUGGCGGCUUUGUGAAAUGAAGGCGAUAUCACAGCAGAAGAACUGCUUGUGUCGUCUUGCACCUGACACACACACACACACACACACACACACACACACACACACACACACACACACACCUGGAUAUCAGGAUAGCAUUGACUUGCUAACUUUGAGUGAAUGGCUAUAGCAUCCACUGCACACCUUCACAAACCCUACACACAAACACACUCACUCUCAUCCAUGUACCAUUGCAAUCAAUGAAACAGCUGCAGAUUUGACUGACUGGGUCCUGAAGUCUGGGACUUCUGCUGGUGGACUGUCAGGAUAGUUGGAGUUCAAUGAGAUGAGAUGGCUCACUGUAUGCAGUUCUAGCUGCCAAAGCAUGAAAUUGCCCCUUCGGUCCUCAGAGACAAGACAGACACUGCUCUGCUGUGGUAAUUCUACUAAUAAUGAGUUAGAUGAAGUAGAAAUGAAGAACACUGACAAAAAUGUCUGUCGCAGAAUCCUAUCUGUUGGCUACAGUGCUAAAUUGUACUUAUAGCUUAUUGAUAUGAGAGCCAUGCUAUAUAGCUGUUUAUAAACACUGUCAUAGAAGACAGCUGAUUCAACUUCAAGUAAGAGAGACAAAGACGGAGAGAGGGAUGUGAUGCCUUAUAUUAGAAUCUGCGAAAGAGAGGUGCCUUGUUGCAAUUUGCUUCCAAAUACAGUGCUGAUGUUCUGGGGCAAAUAAAAGACUAAAAGGAAAAUAUAAUGAUGAGCAUGUAUUUCCAAGCAAAAGGCUAUUGAAAUGUAGCUUAGUUGUAUGUUUUGUGAUGAUGAAUAGUACUAAUUUAAAACAGAAUGUCAUGCACCAUAUUGCUUCAGUUCAGUUUUACAAUAAAUAUCAUCAUUCAUUUGA